Messenger RNA from Mesorhabditis spiculigera, 2445 nucleotides. NCBI's taxonomy places the organism in Eukaryota, Metazoa, Nematoda, Chromadorea, Rhabditida, Rhabditidae. The record is from the annotation of a GenBank genome assembly.
AUGCGCAUCACUCAAAUUUUCUUGAUUUACGCAGUACUCAGCGUCGUUGAACUGCGUCGAAGGGCAUCAUGGUCAGAUUAUACAAUCCACGGCAGCUCCUCACCCUCGGGCGUAGAAGCCUCGGGCGAUCCUGAAUACUAUUCCUCUGGCUCCAAUACCUAUUACGUCGCUGAAUACCCCACCUACCAAUAUUCAAGCGGGUAUUACAGCUACUCAGCCGUCGACCAGCCGAGACCGUGCGACCUUGGCGGUAUCUCAAUGGACGAGGACGGCCACAUACGAUACAGCCAAGUGCCGGAAUUCCACGAGGGGUUUGACGAUCGGGUCGGGUGGCUGGGAUCGACAUUGAGCAUCCUUUCUGGCUAUCUGUAUCUCAAAAGGAGCCCAUUGAGUGGCAACGUCACAGUUGCCGUAAUGCUGACGUGCGCCUUUCGAUUCUACGCUGGACUAUCGAAGAUUUAUGACGUCGUUUGUUUAUGGACUUGGCACUGCGUAGCCGACCAAGCUGACGUGUUUUAUUGGGGGAUGGGGUUGAACACGAUAGUCGCUUCUCUGGAAAUGAGCUUCUACUAUUCGAUGCAUUUGGUUUUGCAUGGACUGACAAUCGAUCGCGCUAUUCUGGCAUUUUUUGGGUAUAAAAUCUACCAAUACGCAAAAUACUUGAUUUUGGCAUAUUAUAUUGUUGUAUGCAUCUUGCCUUUACCGUUGAUGUGGAUGAUGAUCGGAACAAUUGCCGAUGAUGAAAUGCACUGCUGGGGUGGCUUCUGGUAUGACCCAACCUACUUUGCGAUCACAAUCACAUUCUACCAAGACAACGAUAACCGUGUCCUUUUCGAAGAUCUUGGCAGCUGGGUGGUCUUAACAAUCGCGAUGACUUUGUUAGGUUUCUCAAACCUCUCGUUUUUCUUUGAUGAGCUGUUGGUUGGCGUGACUUCCGAUGCCUACGCCUUUGGGCGUAGCGACGUCGCCGCGAACAUUGCGAAAACGUAUCGCUACCACGCGAGCGUCGUUGUAACCGGGAUCCUCUUUGCUUGCUAUGGUUAUUCAUGCGGCGAUGUUGCUCCUCGGGCAAGGAAACCUGAUAUCACCACUAUCACGUCGAACAUGGUCACGAACAGCCACUUCAUCAAAGUUUCCUCAUUCGCUGCCCUGAAUCUCAAAAACCGUCGCGAGACCCAUAUGGCGAAAAACGCCGAGUAUACAAAUGUUACCGUGUUAACAACGACCCCUGCACUUCCCGAUUUGGAUGAUUACACUUUUAUCGACGAAAAUUUCUACGUCGCCACCACGGAGUGGACACCCUUGGAUUACGCCACAAAUCCUCCAUACAACUUUACCGGGAUUUUUGGCGAUUUUUAUCAAUCGAUCAGUUAUGUCGAUUGGCGUUGGUAUGAUCUUCUGACCUAUGAUCCGUUGGUCUGCAAGAAGGGGCCUGGUGAUGAGCAACACUUUGCAAGUGUCGAGGAUUUUCGGGUAGAGUACAAAUGGGAUGGGACGCCCUUUCACCAAGACUUGGGCCCUGAACACAUGGCCGACGAGCCCAGGAUUGCGGCCUCGAUGUUUGUGCUCGGCGUCAUCGGAAUGGGCUUGUCGGCGGCCUCUGGGUUUUUGGUGAUCAAAAACUCGAAGGUCUCGAAGGUCGUCCGGAUUGGGAUGAUAGCUGAUGCGUCAUGCCGCUUCAUCAACUCGUUGGCAAGAUUUUACUAUGGGAAAUGUUUGCUUGACUGGGGAUGCCUAAAAAGCGACGGCUAUCCAUUUUCCGGUAUCAUGUACAACAUGAUAUGGUCUACACUCGAUUACACCUCGUAUCUUACUAUGGGCUUAUUGCAGCACUGGAUUUCAGCCAUUCGUUUCUUCGCCGUGUUCGACGGCGGGAUGCAUUAUCGAAAAAUUGAGAAAUGGUCGGUGCUCUACAUUGCAAUACUCUGCUUGCUGUUAUGGUUAUAUUACAUGACGACGAUCGUCUCAGAACCAAAAACUGGAUACCUUUGCUACACCGGAUAUCAUUUUACGCCUGCAUAUUACUGGCGAACUUGCCGCUACCACAAAUCGGCGCUCUACCGAACUCUCUUCGACCUGGUCCCGGAAACCUUAGUGUUGAUCCAAGCCAUAACAUUGGCGUUGGACGUCAUUGCGUUGGCGACGGUCCGCAGAAAGAUGAAAAGUCGCCCUCGGCAAAACGACCUGAACAUGCGAUUUGCUACUAUGCUCGUCGCCACCAAUGCGCUAAUCUUCGGCAAACAAUUGGUGGGUGCCGCGACGAUGCGUGUCUCUUACCGCCCCCGUUCAACCUAUCUGGCAUCGUCGGUUUAUGAAUUCAUGCAUUGUGCCCUGAUCAGUUGUAUCAUCAUCACCUUCAACAUGUCUUAUCUUGAUGUGAAGCAAAGGAAUGAGCCCACCAGCUCGUCACUGUCCACGUCAUUCCAGACGACAACCACGAGGGUG